This is a messenger RNA of Musa acuminata AAA Group (dessert banana), 919 nucleotides long. RefSeq lists its product as uncharacterized. The record is from RefSeq and is a predicted model, not a curated record. Lineage: Eukaryota; Viridiplantae; Streptophyta; Magnoliopsida; Zingiberales; Musaceae. The transcript has 4 exons. Bases 179 to 784 code for a protein of 201 amino acids.
GAUAACACUUGUGGAGGAUAGCAUCCUACUUGCAGAAGGCUGAGCCCUGCCCUCCCUUCCUCUUCUCUUGCCAGUGGAAACAAUUCCAAUCCAUUGCACACCUCACAGCCAAUUCAAAUACUCUUUAUUUCACACUUGUGAAACUACUGGAGCUCCCUGUCAUCUGGCCUUCUUCACCAUGGCCUGUCAGUCCAUCAACAUUCACAGCGCCUUGACAAGGCAGGUGAUGGAUGCAGGCUUUUCCAUCUUCUCAAGGGCUUCAAUGGUUGGCUAUCGUCGACAAGAGCCAGGAAGAAUCAUGCUCACCCAUGGCACCGUUGUGUGCUCAGCCAUACAAGAGUCCUCCACUGCUGCAGUUACUGAUGUGAAGAAACAAGAGGUGGCGACCAAGGCAGAAGCACCAGCAGCAGCAAAUGAUGCUCCUGGGAAGCCCAAGAAACCCCCCGUGAGGCCAUUGCCGGAGAUGAUGGAAGAGGAGGUGAUUCCUUCGCUGAAGGAGUGUCUUGAGGCCCAAGAAGAUGUCUCGGAGAUUGAAAUCUCCUUUCAGGAUAACAGGCUUGAAGGAUCCUUCCUAAAGAAAGGCAUUCCUUACUCCUUUUGGGCCUUCUUCCCCAACGGAGUCUUGACAGGUCCUAAAGGGUUCUCCUUGUCGUCGUAUGGCUCGGGAGUUAGCACGGUUGAACCCUUUCUCAUCGAUGAAAAGAGAAUUAAUGCCAAACUAGUAGUUUUCUGGGUGAAGAAGAGAUUGGCAGCUCAAGGAAUCCUCCCUGUUUGGACUGAGUAGAUUGUUACUGGUAUCGAUCACAGUGGUAGUCACUGCACCAGCUGACUGCAUCACCACCAAUAUUGUAAAGCUCAUUCUUACCUUCACCGAGACUAUGUUACUGGUAUUUCAACAAAAGUUAUUUGCUUUUUAUCA